This is a messenger RNA of Lodderomyces beijingensis, 384 nucleotides long. Lineage: Eukaryota; Fungi; Ascomycota; Pichiomycetes; Serinales; Debaryomycetaceae. The record is from the annotation of a GenBank genome assembly.
AUGGCAGCAUUUGACGAAAUAUACGACUACGUCGAAAAGGACACAUUCAAAAGGUAUUUCCGCCUUGCAAUCUUUAUCUUUGCAUACCUCAUUUUCCGCAAAUACUAUGCGCAAUGGGCUGGGAAAAGGCAAACUGAGCACCAGCUUCAGCUAGAUGAGCAGGAAAAAUUAGAGCGUCCGCAAAGAGAAGCUGAAGCUCAAGCUGAGCUCGAAAGCAAUUUGAACAAAGAAGCUAAUGAGUUUGGAUGGGGCAAGAAAACCAGGAAAAACGUCAAGUUGACGCAAACUGUGUUGGAGCAGAUUGCGCUGGAGACGAGACAGAGACACCAGACGAGCUAUGAUGCUCAAGAGGAUGCAGACAUUGAGGAUUUAUUAGAGGAUUGA